AUGGGGGAUGGAUGCAUCUACAUCAAUCUGUCACGUGGCAUUGUUUCUCACACUUUUGCUGCAGAAGGAGAAUACAUGGUAACUGUGACAGCUCACAGUGCUGCUGCCUCUAACUCUGUAUCCACUAUAGUUGAGGUUUAUAAACUUCAGAUUAUCAGCAUCCUGGCUGAUAGCUGUCUUUCCACAGGGGAGCCAUCUUUAUUCCAGGCUGUUGUAACAGGGCCAGUAAAGCAAGUUCAGUUCUGCUGGGAUUUCCAAGAUGGUAGCCCCCCUUCCAUCAAGCAUGGAAAUGUCACAGUUCUUCACUGCUACAUGGCUGCUGGGAAAUACCAGUUGAAUCUAACAGCCCAUGGCACAGUGAGUACUGUCUCUCAUCAGCUUACCAUUUGUGUGGAGGACAAAAUCAGAUCAGUUCAGUUAUUGGCUCCAAUGCCUGCCGUGGCUUUAGGAGAACCACUGUCCUUCUUGGCUGAAGUGGAUCCUGUACCUGACCCCAUGCACCAGUAUAAGUACCAUUGGGAUUUUGGAAUUGAUGAAGACCCUGUGCUUUCUAGAACACCGGAAAUUACCUUUGUGUACCUGGAAACUGGAGUGUACAUGGUGACAGUGACUGUGUGGAACAUGGUAAGCCGACAAAAUGCCUCAGUGUCUGUUGUUGUUCAGAGAGCAGUUAGUACUAUCUCCAUUCAUUCCAGUGGUGAAACUGGCAUGUUUCUAGCUAUAGGGAUUGCCUAUCUUUUUGAAGCUGAAAUCAACUGGGAUGCUACAGCUACAUUUAAGUGGGACUUUGGAGAUGCCUCACCUCAACAGGUAGGUCAGAGAGCCUCUCACACCUAUCAGAAGGCUGGAGAUGUUACCAUUGUGGUUGUCGGUGAGAAUCUGAUCAGUCAUAAAACAGCUACGCUUGCCAUGGUGGUGCUGACUCUGGUUAAGAACUUGACUCUAUAUGUUGAGCAUCCAGUGGGUGAGUCUGGACAGGAAGUCACAUUCAGAGCUUCCUUAGCUGCUGGGGAUCAUGUCCGGUAUUAUUGGGCUGUUGGUGAAGCAAGUGAAUUGCAAGAAGGGAUAGCCACUUUCUCUUAUAUUUUCUCCACUGCUGGGAUUUUUGUGGUGUUUGCCAUGGUGGAGAAUGCAGUGAGUAUGGAGAAGGCUAAUAUAACCAUUGAAGUCCAAGACACCAUCCAAGGGGUGGUGAUUCAUAGUGAACAUGUGGUACAGAACAAAUAUGUGGCCGUUGCUGAACCAUUCUCACUCUUCAGUGAGGUUACUCAUGGCUCCAAUGUCACUUCCCAGUGGACUGUUUCACAAGGAAAGCAGCAGUUGUUUACUGCUGAAGAGCAGUUGCUCUCAUUCUUCCCCAAUACAACUGGCAAUCUUUUAGUGGAGGUAAGAGUUGGGAAUGCUCUGGGAGAAUUUACCUCCAGUCUUACCCUAGAAGUCUUGGAGAGAGUCUCUGGUGUCAAAAUUCAUUCAACCACUGAUAGGGUUGCAGUGGGGAAACCAGUGAAUCUGAGUAUCUCAGUGACUUCUGGGAUAGAUCUUCUUUACUUGUGGAGAAUGGAAAAAGAUGCACAGCCCCUGUUUACCACCUUCUCCUCCCUUUCCUAUACUUAUACCACUCUGGGGUCCAAACUGGUUUUUGUCACAGUCUCCAAUGCUCUGGGAUCCAGCAAUGGCUCCAGAGAACUCAGAGUCCAAGAACCUGUUUUUGGCGCAAAUUUCAGUUUGAUAGGUGCCACGAGGCCCUUCUCCUUGAAAUCAGGUGCCAUUGCACAGCUUUUGGGUAUGGUAGCCACAGGCUCUGACAUUGCGUGGGAGUGGCAGCUGUGGAGGGAAGGAGAAGAGAAACUAACCUUCCAUGAACAGAAUAUCUCAUGUGAAUUUGAACAGUUUGGAGACUACAAAGUGUUUCUGCGAGUCUGGAAUGACAUCAGUGAAAGUACAAUCAUGGAUACAGUCUCUGUUCAUGAACCUGUGGCUGGAUUGGCUGUGACAGUGGACAAGCAGAACGUAUGCACCAAUGAGGAAGUUACUUUUCUUCUGCAUGUGCUGCAAGGCACAAGCAUGGCCUUUGCCCUCUGCAUCCCUUCAUUGGAUAUUUAUGUAGAAAAUCAGAGAGGGGUUUUCUGUUUGUCUUUUCCAGUGCCAGGCCAUCACCAAGUGUUUGUGUCUGCUUACAACAGCAUUAGCAAUCAGACAGUUGCUAUUCUGGUAACAGUCCUGGAAAAGGUGAAGGGGCUGCACCUCUUAAGUGACUGCCCAUCGGUCCUGGAAUCCAAUAAAGAACUUACAUUCAAAGCAACGGUGCAAAGUGGGGAGAGUAUUACCUUCUCCUGGGCAUUUCAACUUGAUGGGCUUCCUGACUAUAAUGCCACAGGCCAGCAGGUUACUUACAUACCCUCCGAUGAAGGCAACUUGACCAUUCUAAUAGAGGCCAGCAACUCUUUCUGUGCAGACACUCUUACCAUUAUGAGGACCUUAGAGGCGCCAGUAAAGGCUGUUACUCUGUCCUGCAAUGGAACAAGGGCUUUUGUCAAUCAAACAGUAUCAUUUGAUGUGAUUGUUGUUGGCGGCAGCAAUCUUCACACUGAAUGGAAGUUUGGGGAUUCGGUGAAGUCUCUUGCCGACUAUAGAGAUGGUAGAGUGUUUCACAAGUAUAACCAUGCUGGUGAUUACUUGGUAGAAGUUAGAGUCUACAACCAAAUCAGUUUUGUCCUGGCACAGACAAAAAUAACUGUUCAGGAGCUGGGCUGCAAAAACCCCACUGUGAAGCUGGUGGAUCCUCCCUCUGUGAUCUCCAGGUCCUACCAUAGCUAUUUUGAGGCUGAUGUGGACUUGAAAAACUGUAUAGCCUACCGGGCCUUAUAUCAGUGGGAGAUAUUCCACAGUUCUACGUGUGAUCAUUUGUCCAGCACUAACCUAGUUUCAUUACCUUACAUAGAUCGACUAACUCCACGCCUUGUGCUCCCAGCGCUCUCUUUGGAUGUUGGUCCCUACUGCCUACGUUUCACUGUCUCUCUUGAGAACACUCCUUUGUUUCAGGUGGUUUCCAGUAACUUCACUGUAGUCUCCAGCAAGCUGGUUCCAGUCAUCCAAGGGGGAUCCUGGAGGAGCUGGACAGCUAAAUUGGAUCUGGUUUUAGAUGGAAGCAAAUCAUACGACCCUGAUAUAGAAAUGAGAAGAGACUCCUCUCUGGAAUACCAGUGGAGCUGUGAACUGGAGGUAAUAGAAGUUGAAAAGUCAACCAUUACACAUAUAAUUUUCAUAGUUAAGGGAGUUGGUUACUGGGAUGUAUAA
Molecule: messenger RNA, 3297 nt
Organism: Sphaerodactylus townsendi
Lineage: Eukaryota; Metazoa; Chordata; Lepidosauria; Squamata; Sphaerodactylidae
Product: polycystin-1-like
Exons: 1
Coding region: 1-3297 (1098 amino acids)
Source: RefSeq, a predicted model, not a curated record